Merops nubicus (carmine bee-eater) is the source of this 3303-nucleotide messenger RNA. Its product is annotated as cullin-associated NEDD8-dissociated protein 1-like. Gene Ontology annotation, cellular component: nucleus. NCBI's taxonomy places the organism in Eukaryota, Metazoa, Chordata, Aves, Coraciiformes, Meropidae. The annotation marks the transcript as partial. The transcript is spliced from 12 exons. The record is from RefSeq and is a predicted model, not a curated record. Gene Ontology annotation, biological process: SCF complex assembly; protein ubiquitination.
UUUAUGGCCACCAACGACUUGAUGGUGGAACUGCAGAAAGAUUCAAUAAAACUAGAUGAAGACAGCGAGAAAAAAGUUGUGAAGAUGCUUUUGAAGUUGCUGGAGGACAAGAACGGGGAAGUGCAGAACCUGGCUGUGAAGUGCCUGGGCCCGCUGGUGGGCAAAGUGAAGGAGUACCAGGUGGAAACCAUCGUGGACACGCUGUGUGCCAACAUGUUGUCAGACAAGGAGCAGCUGCGGGACAUCUCCAGCAUCGGCCUGAAAACUGUCAUCUCUGAGCUGCCACCAGCUUCCACAGGCUCCACCAUGACAGCGAAUGUGUGCAAAAAGAUCACAGCCCAGCUGACAGGAGCCAUUGGCAAGCAGGAGGAUGUCUCCGUGCAGCUGGAGGCUCUUGACAUCCUGUCAGAUAUGCUGAGCAGACUAGGAGGAACACUCUACUCCUUCCAUUCCUCCAUCCUGAACUGCCUCCUGCCCCAGCUGACAAGCCCCAGGCUGGCAGUACGUAAAAGGGCCAUCAUUGCCCUGGGUCAUCUUGUUUUGACCUGCAGUGGAAACAUCUUCUCAGAGCUCAUAAAGCAUCUGCUUGGCGAGCUGAAGAGGAAUGAGUCUACUUCUACUACCAGGACUUACAUUCAGUGUGUUGCUGGCAUCAGCAGGCAGGCUGGACACCGCCUAGGAGAACAUCUGGAGAAGAUAAUUCCUCUGAUUGUUCAGUACUGUAAUGUGGAAGAUGAUGAGCUGAGAGAGUACUGCUUUCAGGCCUUCGAGUCUUUUGUGAGAAGGUGCCCAAAGGAAAUGGACCCUCACAUCCCUAACGUGAUGGGGUUAUGUUUGAAGUACAUCACCUUUGACCCAAACUACAACUAUGAUAAUGAGGAGGACGAGGAAGAUAUGAUGGAAACUGAAAAUGGGGAGGAUGAAGAGCAAGAAAGCGAGGAGGAGUACAGCGACGAUGACGACAUCAGCUGGAAGGUCCGCAGGUCUGCGGCCAAGUGCCUGGAGGCCAUCGUCAGCACCAGGCACGAUCUGCUUCAGGACUUCUACAACACUCUCUCCCCAGUCUUGAUAAGCAGGUUCAAAGAGAGGGAGGAGAACGUCAAAGCCGACAUCUUCAGCACUUACAUCUCCUUGCUGAAGCAGACGCUGCCCAUGCAGAGCUGGCUGCACGCUCCAGACGCCGCUGGCAAGGACGAUGUGCCCCUGGGAAUGCUGCAGAAGCAGGUCCCCAAGAUCAUCAAGGCCUUGCACAAGCAGCUCAGAGAGAAGAGCAUCAAGUCACGACAGGGUUGUUUCAGCCUCCUGACAGAACUGGCCAAUGUUCUUCCUGGCUGCCUGGCAGAUCACAUCGCCGUGCUGGUCCCUGGCAUUGUUUUCUCCUUGGCUGAUAAAUCCAGCUCCUCCAACAUGAGGAUUGACACGCUGUCUUUCCUCUAUGUUCUUCUCUGCAACCACCAGCCAGAGGUAUUUCAUCCUCAUAUCAAAAGCCUGCUACCUCCUGUUGUGGCCUGCAUUGGAGACCCCUUUUAUAAGAUCACUUCAGAAGCUCUGCUGGUUACUCAGCAACUUGUGAAAGUUAUUAGGCCUUUGGACAAAUCUUGCACUUUUGAUGCCAAGCCCUAUGUGAAGGACCUUUUCCCUGGCACGCUGAAGCGCCUGAAGGCAGCGGACAUCGACCAGGAGGUGAAGGAACGUGCCAUCUCCUGCAUGGGACAAAUUAUUUACCAUCUGGGAGACCAUUUAAGCACCGACCUCCAACCAACCCUGAAGAUAUUUCUGGAGAGGCUCAAAAAUGAAAUCACCAGAUUGACAACAGUCAAAGCAUUAACCUUAAUUGCUAGUUCUCCACUUAAAAUAGAUUUGAGACCCAUUCUAGGGGAAGGUUUCCCCAUUCUAGCUUCCUUCUUGAGAAAGAAUCAACGUGCCUUGAAACUGAGCACUCUGACUGCUCUGGACAUCCUGGUGAAGAACUACAGUGACAGCCUCAAGCCUGCCAUGAUAGAGGCUGUCCUAGCGGAGCUCCCUGCCUUAGUUACUGAGAACGACAUGCACGUUUCCCAGGUGGCUGUUGUGUUCCUCACUACCUUGGCUAAGGUUUACCCAACCUGCAUCUCCAAGAUGAGCGGUUCCAUCCUUGGUGAGGUCUUUCAGCUCGUCCACUCGCCUUUGCUCCAGGGAGGGGCGCUGAACGCCAUCGUGGACUUCCUCCAGGCUCUGGUUCUGACGAAGACGGCCCCCGUGGGCUACGCGGAGCUGAUGAAGAGGCUGACAGUGCCCGUUUACUGCUCGGGCCCAGCCGGGGCGGCGGGGCCGCUCCACAGGCAGGCGCAUCACUCUGUGGCGAGGUGCGUGGCUGCCCUGUGCUCGGCCUGCCCGAGGGAAGCCCCUGCCACAGUGAACCAGUGCAUCCAGGAUGUCAAAAGCCCCAAGUCCAGCGCUGCUGUGAAGGUGCUGGCUUUCCUUUCCCUGGCAGAGGUGGGCCGCACCACGAACCUCGGUGCUCAGAGCGAGCUCAAAACCGUCAUCUUGGAGGCGUUCGCCUCCCCCAGCGAGGAGGUGAAAUCCGCCGCGUCCUACGCGCUGGGCAGCGUCAGCGUGGGGAGUCUGAAGGAGUAUCUGCCCUUCAUGCUGAAGGAGAUCGGAAGCCAGCCCAAGAGGCAGUACCUCCUGCUGCACUCGCUGAAGGAAGUCAUCAGCUCCUCCCCGUCCGACGGCCUCAAACCCUACGUGGAGGAUAUCUGGGCGCUGCUGUUCAAGCACUGCGAGUGCACGGAGGAAGGGACGCGCAACGUGGUGGCUGAAUGCCUGGGGAAGCUGACACUGGUGAACCCUUCAGAGCUGCUGCCCCGGCUGAAGAAACAGCUCUCGUCAGGCUCCCCGCACGCCCGGAGCACGGUGGUGACCGCGGUGAAGUUCACGAUCGCGGACCAGCCGCAGCCCGUCGAUGGGCUCCUGAGGGGCUGCAUAGGUGACUUCUUGAAAACCCUUCAGGACCCCGACCUGAACGUCAGACGUGUGGCUUUGGCCCUGUUCAACUCUGCUGCUCACAACAAGCCGUCCUUGAUCCGAGAGCUCCUGGGCUCGGCGCUCCCCAGCCUGUACGCCGAAACGCGGGUGCGGCGGGAGCUCAUCCGGGAGGUAGAAAUGGGGCCGUUCAAGCACACAGUGGAUGAUGGCCUGGACGUGAGGAAAGCUGCGUUCGAGUGCAUGUACACGCUGCUGGAGAGCUGCCUUGACCGACUGGAUAUCUACGAGUACCUGAACCACGUGGAGGAUGGACUGAAGGAUCACUACGACAUUCAG